AUGAUUCUCAUGCCCACUCUAUUGACCCACUCACUGGAUUCGCUUCCAUUUAGAAAGCGCCAGCCUGCGCGAAAGAGAUGCCCCCCUCCCCUUCUCUCUCCCCCUCCCCCUUCCCCCCUUCCUUCUCCGCACCCCUCCCCCGCCCACUUCCCCCUCCCCUCGUCGCCCUGUCUCCUCCCCUUCCACCUCCGCCUCUCCCUCUCUCCCUUCCCACAUCAUCUCCACUGUCCCAUGCACCCCCAUCCUGCCCCCCUCUCACGCCCCCCUCUUGCCCUCCUCUUAAGCCCCCCUCCUGCUCUGCUCCAGCGCCCCCCUCUUCUCCCAACCAUUCCGCACAGUCGCCCUCGCCACUACCCCCACAUGCAUCCCCCUCCACUGCCCUCCCCACCCGCUCCCCCUCUGCCUCCUCUCCCCCCUCCCGACCUGACGUAUGCGGCCUCUCUCCCCCCACCUCCCGCCCAUCCAUCUCCCCACGCUCCACCCGCAACCUCUUCGCUCUCUGCUGCUCCACACCUCCACCAGCAGCAACUGUCCCACCCCCCUGACCACAACCCAUCCCCAUCGCCGCUCUCCCCUCCCCAUUCCCCCCUCCCCACAUCCCCAUCGCCCCUUCCCUUUCCCCCCUGCACUGUGCCCUCCCUCCGCUCCCCCUCAUGCCAUCUUCCCCCUCUCGCCCACCGUUCCCUGCCCUCUCUCUCUCCCCUGCUCUGUCCCCUCCGCUCUGUCCUGCUUCCUGCCCCACACCACCGCUCCCCCACUCCGUGCCGGUUUGAGAUCAGGUUUGAGAUCAGGUUUGAGGUCAGGUUUGAGGUCAGGCUUGAGAUCAGGUUUGAGAUCAGGUUUGAGGUCAGGUUUGAGGUCAGGUUUGAGAUCAGGUUUGAGAUCAGGUUUGAGAUCAGGUUUGGGAUCAGGUUCGAGAUCAGGUUUGAGAUCAGGUUUGAGGUCAGGUUUGAGGUCAGGUUUGAGAUCAGGUUUGAGAUCAGGUUUGAGAUCAGGUUUGAGGUCAGGUUUGAGGUCAGGUUUGAGGUCAGGUUUGAGAUCAGGUUUGAGAUCAGGUUUGAGAUCAGGUUUGGGAUCAGGUUUGAGAUCAGUGACUUGCAUUGCACCCUGUUCCCAUGGCAACACACGUACCAGCAGCAUCAAUGUCAAGCCUAUUACCCUACCUCCAUGCUCUCUGUAACAUUGAGGCAUACCACCCUUCUUCCCAUGGCAUGA
Molecule: messenger RNA, 1215 nt
Organism: Closterium sp. Yama58-4
Lineage: Eukaryota; Viridiplantae; Streptophyta; Zygnematophyceae; Desmidiales; Closteriaceae
Source: the annotation of a GenBank genome assembly